This is a messenger RNA of Nerophis lumbriciformis (worm pipefish), 3932 nucleotides long. It is a transcript of the gene dab2ipa, whose product is annotated as DAB2 interacting protein a. Gene Ontology annotation, biological process: regulation of GTPase activity. The record is from RefSeq and is a predicted model, not a curated record. NCBI's taxonomy places the organism in Eukaryota, Metazoa, Chordata, Actinopteri, Syngnathiformes, Syngnathidae.
AAACGUCAUGUGGACUGACUGACAGCAAGGUUCUUGUUGCCAUGGAGACGCUGGCCAAACAUCUGUCCAAAUGUCAACAUCUUGGCUGGAUGGAUGUGAUUGAGCUGAAGCGCGCCUCCUUCCAUUGGCUGUCAUGUGGCCAGAGGGCGGAGCCUAACACGUGGAGCAAGAUGUUCUGCAUCCUUUCCGACUGUCAUCUACUGUUGCUGGACAACCUGGAGGUUCAUCCUCUGCUCCUGUCGGAGAGGGCGGAGACUUGUACGGUGUGGCUGCUAAGACACACCCUCCACGUGAACGCCGCCCACAAAGGUGAGGGCAGCCGGGGCACACGGCACGCCAUGGACGUGGAAGACCAGAUGGCCUGGCGCCAACAUGGCGCCCCGUCUCUUCCCGACCGUGCAGCGCGGCGACAGAGCGUGCUCAGUAGCGCCGCCUUGGACACACCCGGCGCCAAAGUGACGGGCUUCCUGUCCAGGACGUUGAAGCAGUCUCUUCGGAGAACUCGCUCCCACCCCAAAGUGUUUCGCCAGAGCAGCGUCAACAUGGCCGACGGCAGGCGUGUGAUGCGGCGUCUGCGUUGCGGCAGCCAGGAGUCACUCUUAGGCGCAGGGGGCGUGGCCUCUUUGGAGCUGAAGAUGGACCAAUCGGUGAUCAUCAAGCCAGUCCAUCCGUCCCUGCUGGGCCAGGACUUCUGCUUUGAGGUAACCACCUCCACGGGGACCAAGUGCUUCUCGUGUCGCUCGGCGGCGGAGCGAGACAAGUGGAUGGAGAACCUGAGGCGAGCGGUGCAGCCCAACAAAGACAACAGCAGACGGGUGGAGAACCUCCUCACGCUGUGGGUGAUCGAGGCCAAGGACCUGCCUGCCAAGAAGAGGUACUUCUGCGAGGUGUGCCUGGACGACAGUCUGUACGCCCGCACGUCGUGCAAGAUGAAGACGGACAACAUCUUCUGGGGCGAGCGCUUCGACUUCGUGAGCGUGGCGGCCGUGGGCGCCGUGACGCUGCACAUCUACAAGGACACGGACAGGAAGAGGAAGAAGGACAAGAGCAGCUACGUGGGCCUGGUCAACAUCCCCGUCGUCACGGUGACGGGAAGACAGCUGCUGGAGAAGUGGUACGCAGUGAGCAUGCCCAGUACCAUCAGAGCCAAGUCGAGCGUGCCGACGGUGCGGGUGAAGGCUCGCUACCAGAGCGUGGUGAUCCUGCCCAUGGAGCAGUACAAGGAGUUUGCAGAGUUCAUCAGUGCCAACUACCUGCUGCUCUGCAACACUCUAGAAGCUUCCAUGGGCCUGAGGGCCAAGGAGGAGCUGGCUGCGGUGCUGGUCCACAUCCUGCACAGCACCGGCAAGGCCAAGGACUUCUUGACAGACUUGAUGAUGUCAGAGGUGGACCGUUACCGUGACAACGAUCAACUGAUCUUCAGAGAAAACACCCUAGCAACCAAAAGCAUCGAAGAAUACUUGAAGCUGAUUGGACAGAAGUACCUGCAGGAUGCACUGGGUGAGUUCAUCAAGGCUCUGUACGAGUCAGACGAGAACUGCGAGGUGGACUUGUCUCGCUGCGUGACCUCGGACUUGGCGGAGCACCAGGCCAACCUGAGGAUGUGCUGUGAACUGGCCUUCUGCAAGAUCCUGGACUCUUACAGAGUGUUCCCCCGGGAGCUGAAGGAGGUGUUUGCGUCAUGGCGACAGGAGUGCGGUAACCGGGGGCGACCGGACAUCAGCGAGCGCCUCAUCAGCGCCUCGCUCUUCCUGCGCUUCCUGUGUCCGGCGGUGAUGUCGCCCUCGCUCUUUGACCUCAUGCAAGGCUACCCGGACGAGCGCACGGCCCGCACGCUGACGCUCAUCGCCAAGGUCAUCCAGACCCUCGCCAACUUCAGCAAGUUCGGCUUGAAGGAGGAGUACAUGCUGUUCAUGAACGACUUUGUGGAGCGUCAGUGGAGCAGCAUGCAGCGUUUCCUGCAGGAGAUCUCACACCCUGAUGGACUCAACCACACCGCCGGCUUUGAUGGAUACAUAGACCUGGGCAGGGAACUGUCCACUCUGCACACCUUGCUCGCUGACCUGGACCAGUCGUGUCUGUCAAAGCUCAGUCCACUUCCACGGAUCCUAAGAGACGUGUCUGCAGCGCUGGCCAACCCAGGGGGCGGAGCUUAUCCCGGCAAAGUAUCGGCGUCCUCUCCAGAGCUCCAGCGCCUGGUGUCUCCUCCCCCUUUGUCUCCGCCCCUUUCUCCUCCUCUGGCAGCCUGCAAUCCCUCACUUGGCCAGCAGUGUGGGGUCGGAGCGGAUGGGGGGCUGGUGGACUUCACCAGGCUUCCUUCGCCGACUCCGGAGAACAAAGAUUUAUUCUUCGUCACCAAAGGUUCCAGUCUGCAGCCGGCGUCAGGCCUGCGCGGCUCUCCAGCGCCCAGCUCCUCCUACUCGGAGCCCAACGACGAGGCGGCGUUUGACCACGCCAACGGGGGCAGGAGGGAGGGGCCAGAGAUGACCAUGGAGAGUCGCAGCCUGUCUCUGGUCGACCUGCAAGACUCCUCCCCCGGCGACGCCCACGACGAGAGCCAAUGGCAGCGCAGGGCGGGGCUCCUGCCUCUGUCCUUCCAGAACCCCGUCUACCACAUGUCGUCGCGGCCGCCCGAGGCCGCGCCCCCCGACGGAGCGGUGACUUCGCAGGGCAACGCCGACGACCGACCCGCGGCGCCCGCCAAGCCGGUCUUCCUCACCCAGAUGUCGGUGGGCGUGGCCGGCGGCGAGCGAGGGGAUCGGAUGUCGGCCAUGUCCAGCAGCAGCAGCGGGGAAGAAUAUUCCAGAAGAGCGCUCUCCGAAACACUUCCAGGUAACUCCGCCCCUCCCCGUCAAAACUCUUCCGGUCCUCAGCGACGCAUCGACCAACCUCCUCCCCCCUCCUCCGCUCCCCCGGGCCCACCUCGGGGACGCACGCCUCCCAGCAUGCUCGGCGGCGGCGGCGGCGGAGGCUCCGCCUACCCUCCUCGCCCCGCCUCCGGCAGCAUGAUGUCAUCGAGUCCCGAUUGGCCGAGCAGCGGACAUUCGCGACUGCGUCAGGCCUCCUCCUCGUCCAAAGGCGACAGUCCUGAGAAACAGCGGCCCGCCACCAAGGCUCCGUCUCCAUGUGCCUUGGAUCGCACCGCCGCCUGGUUACUCAACAUGAACUCCGCCUCGUCCUACGCCGAGACGGAAGACGAGCGUCACGACGACGCCCUCGUUGAAAGGUACCAGCAGGACAUCGCACUGCUGCAGGAGAAACUGCGCGUGGCGGCGCUGCGUCAGGAGGAGUGCGAGUCCCGCCUCCUUGUUCAGGACCAGCAGAACCAGCGUCUGCUGCAGGAAUACCAGGCCCGGCUGGAGGACACAGAGAGUCGACUGAGGAGGAUGCAGGAUGAUAAAGAUCUCCAGAUGAACAGUAUCAUCAGCAGCAGGUUGAUGGCGGUGGAAGAGGAGCUGAAGAAAGAUCAUUCUGACAUGCAGGCGGUGGUGGACUCCAAACAGAAGAUCAUUGAGGCCCAGGAGAAGAGGAUUUCGAGUCUGGACGCUACCAACGGUCGCCUGAUGGCGGCGCUCACUCAGAUGAAGGAGCGUUACGGCGUGACCUCGCAGAGGAACGGUCUGUCGCCUAGCAACACGUCGUCCUUGCAGAUCACGGAGAACGGCGAGUUCCGGAAUUCGGGUAAUUGUUGAGGCGCCGACGACAGGAAGUGCUCGCUCUCUUUGUGCGUUGUCAAGGACGUGUGACCUUUGAACUUUGGUCCUCACCUCGCCGUUUCCCUUUUUGAACGAGACCUUGGACGCUUGACACCAUUUCCUGUUUCCAUGCACGGCUUCCUGCUUUGUGUUGACGUGCAGCAGGAAGCAUGCAAAGCUUCAAAAUAAAAGACACUUUGCUCCAUCAUUGUAAAGUUCCCACAAUCUUAAAUUAUU